AUGUCCGCACGUACAGCCACGGUCGAGCGCAAGACGAGCGAGACCCAGAUUACCUGUACUCUCACUCUCGACACUGGGGCUGGCUUUGCGCCCCAGCAGAUCAACGUGUCGACUGGUAUUGGAUUCUUGGAUCAUAUGCUCACCGCGCUCGCCAAGCACGGCGGCAUGUCGCUCGAGGUUAAAUGCAACGGCGACCUGUGGAUUGACGACCACCACACUGUCGAGGACUGUGGUCUCGCCCUGGGCGAGGCGUUCAAGAAGGCUCUUGGUGAGCGCAAGGGCAUCAAGCGGUACGGGUAUGCGUAUGCUCCUCUCGACGAGACUCUGUCGCGCGCCGUGCUUGACAUCUCGUCGCGGCCGUACUUUUGCGGCGACCUGCCGUUCACCCGCGAGAAGAUUGGAGACCUCUCCACCGAGAUGAUCUCGCACUUCUUCGAGUCGUUUGCCCAGUCCGCCGGCGUGACUCUGCACGUCGACUGUAUUCGCGGCGUCAACAACCACCACAUUGCCGAGGCGUCUUUCAAGGCCCUCGCCCUUGCUAUUCGUGCCGCCGUCGCCCUCACGGGGUCGGACGACGUCCCGAGCACCAAGGGUGUGCUCGCUGUCUAA
Molecule: messenger RNA, 609 nt
Organism: Cutaneotrichosporon cavernicola
Lineage: Eukaryota; Fungi; Basidiomycota; Tremellomycetes; Trichosporonales; Trichosporonaceae
Gene: HIS3
Exons: 4
Coding region: 1-609 (202 amino acids)
Biological process (GO): L-histidine biosynthetic process
Molecular function (GO): imidazoleglycerol-phosphate dehydratase activity
Source: RefSeq, a predicted model, not a curated record